Molecule: messenger RNA, 573 nt
Organism: Lachancea lanzarotensis
Lineage: Eukaryota; Fungi; Ascomycota; Saccharomycetes; Saccharomycetales; Saccharomycetaceae
Gene: SND3
Product: LALA0S03e05050g1_1
Exons: 1
Coding region: 1-573 (190 amino acids)
Biological process (GO): protein targeting to ER
Cellular component (GO): endoplasmic reticulum; mitochondrion
Source: RefSeq, a predicted model, not a curated record
AUGAACCCACAGAUCACCAAUCUCGCCAUCAUGCUUGUCAUGAUGCAAGUGUCGCGCCGUAUCGAUUUGGAAGACCCCAGUAUCCUGCUUUACGUACGUAUUGCGUACUGCUCCAGUGUGGCGGUGGCGUGGAUCGUCUACCAACUAGCCAGAGCCCGGAUCGUCAAGAAGAACGACCUCACCACGCUGAAGUUCGUGGCUCCAGCCAACACCAUGGCUGGCGAAUCUGAGGGCAAAUUGCAGGUCACAACCGUCAGAGACUACGACUUGAAAGAACUUGACUCGGCCAUCAAAUCGAUUUACACCGGUCUGGCAAUGAUGGGAUUCAUGCACUUGUACAUGAAGUACACUAACCCAUUGCUAAUGCAAUCGAUCUCGCCCGUCAAGUCUGCUCUCGAGCACAACGAGGUCAAAAUCCAUCUGUUCGGCAAACCCGCCACAGGCGACCUAAAGAGACCCUUCACGGCCCCUUCGCUCUUCGGAGGCUUUGGUGCUGCUCCAGCCGCCAAGACAGACAAGAAAUCCAUCGAGGAGGCCGAAACUGCCGGUAAAGGUGGCGUUAAAGCUGAAUAG